This is a messenger RNA of Aspergillus wentii DTO 134E9, 4092 nucleotides long. Its product is annotated as putative non-repetitive nucleoporin. Lineage: Eukaryota; Fungi; Ascomycota; Eurotiomycetes; Eurotiales; Aspergillaceae. Gene Ontology annotation, biological process: transcription-dependent tethering of RNA polymerase II gene DNA at nuclear periphery; protein localization to nuclear inner membrane; RNA export from nucleus. The record is from RefSeq and is a predicted model, not a curated record. The transcript has 5 exons. Gene Ontology annotation, molecular function: structural constituent of nuclear pore. Bases 1 to 4092 code for a protein of 1363 amino acids. Gene Ontology annotation, cellular component: nuclear pore inner ring; nuclear pore.
AUGUCCUAUCCGACACUUCCUCCCACUUUCACGCCCCAGAAACCGCUUCCAGGAGCUUACUUUCAGACUCCUGCCCCCAGCAAUGCCCAGAAUGCGCCGUUUUUCUCCCCCAAGCAGGCUGCUCCUGCUCCUGCUCCCGUAGAGCAGGGUUCACCGGCUUCUCUUCCCAAGCUUCCCCCGGCUGCUUCGAAGUCCAAGUUCCAAACUCUGAGCACAGAAGAGCGCGCUGCGCGGACAGUCAAUGAUACCUUGGUGCAGGAGUCGCGCUAUCCUGACUUGGAUAGCUAUCUUUCUCAGGGUUUCUCGUCCGACUACGAUAUCCCAGUCUCGCCAUCAUGGGCGCCGUUUCAAAAAGUGAAGAUGUAUAAUAUUCCCGAUCAGAUUUUUGACCAGUAUAACCGGGCGCAAGUCUCGACAAGCAUGGGUCUUUUCGCAGAGUUGAAUCAUGCGUGGGUUGCCAUUGACAACGCUCUCUAUAUCUGGGAUUACACACAUCCAAACCCUCAGCUGGUGGGAUUCGAGGAUCAGCCUAACAGUAUAAAUGCGGUCAAGCUGGCAAAACCUCGCGCGGGAGUGUUCCUGCCCUCCAUCACUCACUUGCUUGUCAUUUCAACCACCGCGGAUGUUAUUCUUUUGGGAAUGGGCUGUGAGACGACCGUUGGAGGAGCACGCCAAGUGAGUCUGUAUCAAACGGGCAUGUCAACAUCCAUUCGAGGAUUGGAUAUUCACGUUUUCGCCUCCUCGGACUCGACCGGCCGUAUUUUCUUUGGUGGGUCCUCCGACAAUGAUAUUUACGAGUUCACGUAUCAGCAGGAGGAAAAAUGGUUCCAAGGGCGGUGUUCUAAAGUCAACCAUACCAGCUCCCGCCUGUCAGCCUUUACUCCUUCGCUGAGCUUCACGCAGAAGGAAUUCGAAAAUGUGGAACAGAUGGAAAUUGAUGACACAAGAAGACUGCUCUACACGCUAUCAUCGUCUUCCACAAUUCGAGUUUUCCACAUGAAGCCUGAUGGUACCCUGGCUCUAGCGAUCACAAAACCUGCCUUGGAUAUCUAUUCGAACAUCGGACAUAUAAUUGCUUCGAACGAGACUCUUAACCCCAAGGUCAAAAUUGUGUCCAUCAGUCCUAUUCCAGCAGCCGAGGCGUCGAGAUAUCAUCUAAUGGCCACAACUGCAACAGGAUACCGGAUCUACCUUAGUGCUACGGGAUCCUAUAGCUGGUCUCCGGCACCGAACGGUGCCAAUGCACCGACAAGCAUGCAGGCUCACCAUGUGAAAACUCCUCCAUUCGACAAUCCUUCUUCCGCUGCCUUGGGUUUGGGUAUCCCAGGUCAACCCCGCUUCCAGCAACCGGUAUCUUCAAAGGUCCCUAUUCACUCGCUUGAUCCUACUCGGUUUACCGUGCGAUACCCCCCAGGUUACUUUUUCUGUUUCACGUGCAAGGAUUCCAUGCAGAAAUCAGACUCUCUUUUUAUCUCUUCCCCAGACUCAGGCCGUGUUGCCCGCGCCCAGGACACUGUGAUGCCUGGAAAGGCCUCCGAGACCGCUAUUUGGCUGUCACUGGGUAGUAGGGCGGAAGACAUUGGCCUUUGCUCGCCAUCCGCCGCAGCUUCCACCACCCCCGGAGGCUUUGGUAACGAACUUGCUAUUCAGUUCGAUAACCCAGCAGCAGAGAUCGCUAUCUUGACCAAUACCGGAAUCCACGUCAUUCGCCGGCGACGACUUGUUGACAUGUUUGCGGCGUUGGUACGUGGAGGAGGAGGUGGUGAUGAGGGGCUUGAGGGAGAGAUUAAGAACUUCAUCCGCACUUAUGGCCGAAGCGAAACCCUUGCAACAGCUCUGGCAGUUGCUUGUGGACAGGGAGUGGAAAUCUCCACGGAUUCACGUCUCACUCAGAUCAACGACCCGGAUGUACUUGAAUUCGCUCGCAAAGUUUUCAUUGAUUACGGUGGCCGGCCCACGAUGAACGAAAAUGCUGUCGCCGACAGCUCGACGCCCGCUGUUGACUCUGUGGUCCCGUCCCCGAGACACGCAGGUAUCGCUCUGUACCUUUCAAGACUCAUGCGCUCGAUUUGGAGGAAAGAGAUUGCCACUGUUGGUAGCUCACCAACCGGAGCGCAGACUGUUUCGCCGUCUGUCGCCAUUUCCAAGCUGCAAACUGUCCAAAAAGACCUCUCGGCCCUGCAGGACUUCUUCAAGUCGAACAAGAACUUUAUUGAGGGAUUGAGCGGACCAGAGGCCCUCGCACGUGUUUCUACAAAACAAGAAGAAACUGCUUUGCAGGCAGAGCACCGUGCCCUUCACUCUCUUGUUCAGCUCGUCUCCCAUACAAUCGAGGGCAUUUCCUUUGUUUUGGUACUCUUUGAUGAAAAAGUUGAUGAGAUUGUCGCCACUUUGCCUGACGAGUCUAAACAACGUUUCCUGAGCCUCACAUUUGAAGAACUCUUCAGCACCAGCAAGGGCCACGAUAUCGCGAAAGAAUUGGUCAAGGGUAUCGUAAACAGGAACAUCGCUAAGGGCUCCAAUGUGGAAACCGUUGCUGAUGCUCUGCGGCGGCGGUGUGGCAGCUUCUGCAGUGCUGAGGACGUUGUUGUUUUCAAAGCACAAGAGCUGUUGAAGAGAGCUACCGAGGCUGGCUCUAGCUCGGAGCUGGGCCGCAACUUGCUUAACGAGAGCUUGCAUUUGUACCAGCAGGUUUCGGAUAGUCUGCCCAUGGAUUACUUGUUGUCUGCCGUGGAGACUUACAUUUCAAAUCAAUUUUUUGCGGGUGCGAUCCAGUUGGCUCUCAAUGUUGCUGCACGUUCCGAUAAGGCCAACAUGGCUUUGUCGUGGAUUGUGGAUGGCCGACCCGAAGAUGAUUCUCGGCGAGACUAUUUCUAUUUCAGAAAGCAGUGCUACGAUCUAAUUUUCAAAGUAAUUAUUGCGGUUGAUAAUCUUGCCGCCAACGACCCUGGCGUUGUUGACGGCCAGUUUACGAUCGUUGCGAAGCGUAAAAACGAGGCCUAUGGGGUUAUCUCCGAUUCCACUGAUGAAGUGUUUUUGACAAACUUGUAUGACUGGUAUUUGGAGCAAGGCUGGACCGAUCGCUUGCUUCAGACGGACUCUGCCUUUGUGGUUACUUACUUGCAACGCAAGUCGGCCGACGACAUAGCACACGCAGACCUGCUUUGGCGGUACUAUGCCCAAUCUCAACGAUUUUUCGAGGCAGCCAAUGUUCAAUACCAACUCGCACAGAGUGCCUUUGCUCUUCCCCUCAGUCGCAGAAUCGAAUACCUUGGUCGUGCCAGGGCAAACGCCUCCACUUUCACGCCUGAUGUUGGUCGGCAGUCCCGUCAACGUUUGUUGCAAGAGGUUUCCAAUAUGAUCGAUGUAUCUAACAUCCAGGAUGAUCUUCUGCAACGUCUAAAGGACGACAGACGGAUUGCUCCAGAGCGAAAGCCCGAAGUUCUCAAGGAUGUUGAUGGACCCAUCAUGGAUAUCAGCACUCUUUUCAACCAAUUUGCCGACCCUGCAAGUUAUUACGACAUUUGCCUGCAAAUCUUCUACUUGGCUGAUCACAGAAACUCUGCGGAUAUCAGGUCUACAUGGCAGCAUUUGUUCCAAGAUUUGCAUGAUGAAACUGUCGAAAAAGGAGAGCCGCAGCCGUACGAGGCUGUAAUUGAGAAGGUCCGCAGUCUGGGCAGUCGCUUGCGCAUGUCGGAAAUUGUCUUCCCUAUCCCAGAACUUCUUCCUAUGCUGGAGCGAUAUGCACUGGAGCAUCAACGCGGUGUUGGACCUCCAACAUGGGUUGCUGAUCUCUUCCUUGAUCUUGGAGUCGCACACGAAACAAUCUACACAGUACUGGAAGCCAUGUACUACACCGAUGAAGCUCCGUUCCACGGCUCGAACCGGAAGUACAUUGCCAAGGAUCUACUCUACCUGAUUGAUAUCUGGUUCCAUGAGACCGUUCGCCUGGGUGGAAUUGUAUUCGGCAGUGACCUUGUCGCCGAGCGUAUCUCCGAAACCCUUCUUCUGCUCCAGCAAGGUGGCAUUGCACCCGAGCAAAUGCAACUCGCACAUGAGCUGCGGACGAGGAUUGAGGAUAUUUUGCGGUAA